GAGGAGUGUAUCAUCACAGGACAGUCCCACUUCAAGAGCUUUGACGACAGGUAUUUCACCUUCAGUGGGGUCUGCCAGUACCUGCUGGCCCGGGACUGCCAGGACCACUCCUUCUCCAUUGUCAUAGAAACCGUGCAGUGCGCCGAUGACCCUGAUGCUGUCUGCACCCGCUCAGUCACCGCCCGCCUGCCCAGCCUGCACAACAGCCUGGUGAAGCUGAAGCAUGGGGGAGGAAUCGCCAUAGAUGGCCAGGAUGUCCAGCUACCUCUCCUGCAAGGUGACCUCCGCAUCCAGCACACCGUGAUGGCCUCUGUGCGCCUCAGCUACAGGGAAGACCUGCAGAUGGACUGGGAUGGCCGCGGGAGACUGCUGGUGAAG
This is a messenger RNA of Myotis lucifugus (little brown bat), 378 nucleotides long. RefSeq names its product von Willebrand factor-like. The annotation marks the transcript as partial. Gene Ontology annotation, biological process: blood coagulation; cell-substrate adhesion. The transcript has 3 exons. The record is from RefSeq and is a predicted model, not a curated record. Gene Ontology annotation, cellular component: extracellular matrix. Lineage: Eukaryota; Metazoa; Chordata; Mammalia; Chiroptera; Vespertilionidae.